Molecule: messenger RNA, 1079 nt
Organism: Fulmarus glacialis (Northern fulmar)
Lineage: Eukaryota; Metazoa; Chordata; Aves; Procellariiformes; Procellariidae
Product: KIAA0319 ortholog
Exons: 8
Biological process (GO): negative regulation of dendrite development; neuron migration
Cellular component (GO): plasma membrane; cytoplasmic vesicle
Source: RefSeq, a predicted model, not a curated record
AAAACAACAGUCCACCCCAAGCACAUGCUGGUGGGAAGCAUGUUCUAGUGCUUCCAAAUAACUCUAUUGCCUUGGAUGGCUCAAGGUCUGCUGAUGACCAGGGGAUUGUGUCGUAUUUGUGGAUUCGGGAUGGCCAAAGCCCAGCAGCUGGGGAUGUGAUCCAUGGCUCAGACCACGAGGCAGUACUGCAGCUAACUAAUCUGGUGGAAGGAACCUAUACGUUUCAUUUGAAAGUGACAGAUGCUAAAGGAGACUCAGAUAUUGAUUCAGCAACUGUUGAAGUGCGGCCUGAUCCCAAAAAGAGUGGUCUGGUGGAGCUGAUUCUGCAAGUUGGAGUGGGACAGCUGAGUGAGCAGCAGAAGGACACCCUGGUGAGACAGCUGGCUGUAUUGUUGAAUGUUUUGGAUUCAGAUAUCAAAGUUCAGAAGAUACAAGCCUACUCUGAUAUAAGCACCGCGGUUGUGUUCUACGUGCAGAAUGGGCAUCCUUCCAAGGUGAUCAAGGCAUCAGAUGUCUCGCGAACUCUGCAUGUGCAGCUUUUGAAAGAGAAGGCUGACUUUCUGCUUUUUAAAGUCCUGCGGGUUGACACAGCUGCCUGUCUUUUAAAAUGCUCUGGACAUGGACACUGUGACCCCAUAACAAAGCGCUGCAUUUGCUACCAGCUGUGGAUGGAAAACUUGAUUCAUCGUUAUCUAAAUGAUGGAGAGAGUAAUUGUGAGUGGAGUAUACUCUAUGUGACUGUAUCUGGUUUUAUUUUGAUUGUGGUCAUCGUAGGGCUUGCCUGGUUCUGCAUCUGCUGCUGCAAAAGCAGAAAGAGGACAAAGAUAAGAAAGAAAACAAAAUAUACCAUCCUAGAUAACAUAGAUGAGCAGGAGAGAAUGGAGCUACGACCCAAAUAUGGUAUAAAACACAAAAGUACAGAACACAACUCCAGUCUGAUGGUCUCUGAGUCAGAGUUUGACAGUGAUCAGGACACUAUCUUCAGCAGGGAAAAGAUUGAAAGAGAGAAUCCUAAAACCCUAAUGAAUGGAUCCAUCAGAAAUGGAGUUUCCUUCAGCUACAGCUCCAAAGACAGAUAA